CAGUCAAUUAACUACUUUUGCAAGAGAUACAAUAAUGAGUUUUCAAUUUCCCUGGCAGCAUAAAUUUCCACCUUUUUUUACGUAAUCUAUUCUUACUAUUUAGUCUUUAAUUUAUACUGCUUUUCUAUUAAAGAUAUUAAAUAUAUGUAUUUCAGGAUUCAACCGAAUGUUGAAACGAAAAUGAAGCAACUAGAUACCUGGUGUUCCUUAAUACUCUCCUAUUAUAAACACAAAAAAUGGUAUUCUCUCGAUGUUGCUGAAUCAGAAACUUCAGAGCUAUUUUAUAACCGGUCUAUUGAUCGCAAACUAAAUCUUGACGAAAUAUAUGUCAUUUUAGAAGAAUUGCGUCGACGAGGAAAUGUGGAAUGGGAAGAUAAACGGCGAAAUAGAUGCCUGGUUAUGUGGCGUUCACCUGAUGAAUGGGCAAAAUUGAUUUAUAAAUGGAUAACUGAAAGAGGAAUGCUUAAUUCAGUGUGUACAUACUAUGAAAUUACCGAUGGUGACAAUUCAAAAAAUCAAGAAUUUUAUGGUUUGGAUGUCUGGUUAUUGAAGAGAGCAUUACAAUGUCUAGAAAAAGAAGGCAAAGCCGAAAUAUUUGAAAGUGAUGAUGGUGGUGUAAAAUUUUUUUAA
This is a messenger RNA of Dimorphilus gyrociliatus, 630 nucleotides long. NCBI's taxonomy places the organism in Eukaryota, Metazoa, Annelida, Polychaeta, Dinophilidae. The record is from the annotation of a GenBank genome assembly.